AGGUGACAAAUUAAUUGCAAUACUGUAAUCACUUGAUUAUUAGAAAGAAUCCGUAGCUUAAAACAAUCACUUUUCUGGUACAGGAAAGGUACACUCAAUACAAUUCCAGAGCUGGAGUUCUGAAAAUUGGAAGAGGAGAAGAGUUUUAAUACUUUUUUGUCGUUCUUCCACCGAACAAAAAUACUCUCUGUAAACUGAUUUUUUUACAAUUUCACUACUACACAAAAUUAAUUGGCCCAAUCCAAUUUCAAAAUAGUAUUAUUUUAUCACAUAAAACUUAAGGUCCAUUACGGCCCAAAGUAUUUGGAAACCCAAAUUACCAAUACAGACUUUCCAUAACUUUCCCUAUCAGGCCCAUAAAACAUCAUCCUCUUAUUUUUACACACCAUAUCUCCAUUCUCUCCCGUUUCAUUGUCUAACAGAUUACGUUUCCACUGUUCUUCUGCGUAUUCAAACCUAGCCAUCUUUGCUAUACCCGAAGUAUAGCAAAAACAAUUUUCCUCCCAACUUCUGAAAUCUUAACUCCGUUCCUACCAAUCGAUUCGUUUUCCUCAGUUUCAUAGUCCUCAUAAAUUCAGCAAUUAAAUCUCAUCCAUUACAACCAAUUCAUACUCCAACCCUUUCUCUUCCAAACAAUGAAACCGUUUUUUGAAUUCAACUUCUAUAAAUUAGCCACCUAUAAGCGAAGCUUGAUUCUUCACAAUCCCUUCCUAUUUUACUUCUAUCUAAAACCUACGCAACUUCUUUCAAAAUGUCUUCCUCUGACGCUGUCGGUUUUCAUCAACCUCUUGAUCACUCAACCUUUCCUGCCCUUCAACAUGGGAGAUCCUCUCAAUCUAUCCUUGGUCGUCUACUUCGAUUUUGGGACUCGCCUAACAUCAACAAUCCAAGUGAACUCACAGGAAUCACUUUGCUUUUCCUUGAUGAGAAGGAUUCAAUGAUCAACGGAUUUAUUCCGGCUGAUCAAGCCGUCCACUUCCGUGGAUCUUUACAAGAGGGUAACAUCUACAAAGUUGCAGACUUUGAGGUUCAAAAAUGCCCACAUACGUACAAGAUUACGGAUCAAACUUACGUCAUCUGCUUCACCGCCCAGACAACUAUUGAUCCAGUGAUCAACAAUGUUCCAGUUAUCAACCACCAGAAAUUUAUGGUUCGCGAGUAUGCUCAUCUCCAAAUCCUUGCCAACACCAACUUAGAAUUACCUGAUGUUGUUGGUCAAAUCCAAUCUGUCAAAGGUUAUGAACUGAACAACACUGAAGUCGUUUCUCCAAUUCUCAUUGGUUUCCUCAUUGCCCCGAACAUCGAAGUGUGCUUGUCUUUAUAUGACGCUGCUGCAGCAAUGUUUAAGGGUCUACUAAACUUGUUGGAUAAACACAACUCUGUCAUGCUUGUCACAAGUGUGAACCCAAAAAAAAGUGGAGAUAACCUCUGCCUCAGCUCAACUCCGGCUACUAGAGUUUUUUUCAGCCCCGGCCUCCCAGACAUCAAACAAUUCAAAUUGAGCUUAAGUGGUGCAGGAGGUGAGCACUUCAACUGGUUGGACGACAACGCCACAAUCAGUAACAAACAACUUUGCUCAGUUGGAGAUCUCAACAUGUUCCUCUCCAGCACUACCACCCAGGAAGCUUCUUUUAUCUGCAAAGCCCGGAUUGUUGAGGUCUUGACCCAAAAUGGCUGGAACUAUCUCUCUUGCGUUCAUUGCAGCAAAGAAAUUGAGAAAUCUGGCGCAACUCUCCACUGCAACCGAUGCUUUACUUCCAAUAUCACCGGUGUUGUGAGGUACCGUGUAGAAUUAUUGGUUGAUGAUGGGAAUAAUUAUGCCAUUGUUGUCGUGUUAAACAAGGAGAUGCUCAAACUCACUAAGCAAGACGCAGCUAAUCUGCCUCUCAAUGAGGUUAUUUCAAAGCCACAAACACUUAUCAAAACUGUUGCAAUCACUCAGAUCUCAAUACAACUACAGGUCAAUAGUGGUGUCAAUGGGAAACUCCCUAAAUGCAUUGAGGAACUUGAAGGGCAGACAUUUAUUUUCCAUAUACGUGUCUCGCCCAGCAAUUCGGCUUCUUCCCGCUGCCCUUUCACAGUCUCUGCAAUCAGUGGGCAGAUUACCACAGAGGAUUUCAACAACUAUGAAACCCCAGAUACUGUAAGGAAAUUCGGCGAAGCAUCCACUUCCGAUUCUGCCAGCAACACGUCAACCGUUGAAGUCGAACAAAGUGGACGCAAAGACGCACGUGAGUGAGUCUUUGAAGGAACCAAAACGUCUGCCCAACUCUGCUUACCACAUCUUAGCUAUUUCAAUAUUACUAUGCAUUUACUCUUUCAGAUUUUUCAAAUUUGCUCUUUUCUCAGGUUUUUUUUCCUUCAAUGUAUUGCAUAUGAGAGGAUCACAGCUCUCAAAUUAAUGACACGGGUUGACGUCAUUUUUAUAAUAGUUGUUGCAAUUUUUUUU
This is a messenger RNA of Brassica napus (rape), 2449 nucleotides long. RefSeq lists its product as uncharacterized. Gene Ontology annotation, biological process: DNA replication; DNA recombination; DNA repair. Gene Ontology annotation, cellular component: nucleus. The transcript has 9 exons. The coding region runs from base 752 to 2239 and encodes 495 amino acids. Gene Ontology annotation, molecular function: DNA binding. NCBI's taxonomy places the organism in Eukaryota, Viridiplantae, Streptophyta, Magnoliopsida, Brassicales, Brassicaceae. The record is from RefSeq and is a predicted model, not a curated record.